AUGGAGGAAGCAGAAGGACAAGUAAUGGAAAAAGCACAGGCACAGGUAAAGGUGCACAGAAUUUCAAGUGUGGCACCGGCCAUCCCAACAGAGAGGCACCCAAUGUUUCUCUCAAACCUUGAUCUGCUCUGGUUGCCAAUCAAUAAUGUUCAGAGGAUUCUCUUCUAUACAAUCUCGCCUAAAAACCAAUACCCUUCAAUACUGGAGAGCUUAAAGAAAAGCCUCUCCUCAUUCCUGGUGUAUUUCUAUCCAUUGGCUGGUCGCUUAGACAAGGGACAAUCAGGCAGAUUAGAGGUUACAUCUUUUGAGGAAGGGGGAAUAUGUAUAGGAACCACUCUUCAUCAUGUUAUAGCAGAUGGAAACUCGUUUUGGAAUUUCAUGAAAUCAUGGGCAGAGUGUAGCAGAGGCCUCCCGGUUUCGAAUCCUCCCCUGCACAGUAGAACAGUAUUCAAACUAGAAAACAAGAAGCCCAUUCCCAUUUCAUACAAACCCCAUGAAGUAGUAAUCAAUGGGAUUCCACGGGCUCAGAUUUACAAGUUCUUACCAGAUGACCUACAGCAAAACUCAGAAAAUUCUAGUAGUGAACAAGCAUUGGAACGUGAAGUGGGUAUUCAAAAAUGGCUGGGGAACAAUACAGAACCCAGAUACUCAACCUUCUGCUUUACAGAAAUAAUGAUCAGAGACCUGAAACAGCAGAGCGGGGCUUCGAGCUCCUUCAUUGCAGUAACUGCACAGUUUUGGAGAUGCCUAACCAGGGCCCGCGAAGUGGCAGAUGAUGAACCAAUUGUAUUCUCACUUCUGGCUGAUUGCAGAGGCCGUGUAAAGCCCCCAUUGCCUAAGGCUUAUUUUGGCAACUGCUUGUCUCUGGGUAUUGUGCGUACAACAGAAAAAAUUUUGCUUGCAAACAAACUCUGCUUUGCUGCGGGGCUUAUACAGGAGCUCGUCAAUUCCUGUACAUCAGAAACUCAGAUUAAUAAUAUGGUAGAUUGGCUGGAAUCUCCUGAUAGCGGUUUUGUGCCUCUGUUUCAUGAAUUUGGAGGGCUUUGUACUUCCAAUGUGGUGAGUUCUCACAGGUUUCCAGUUUAUGAGAUUGACUUUGGGUGGGGAAGGCCAUUGAAUGUGCAGGCUGCAGCCAUGAAUGAAAAUGGGGUUAUGGUUUUCUUUGCUCCAAAAGAUGGAGGAGGAAGCAUAGUUGUGUCCACUCGCCUUCCUCAACAUCAAAUAGAAACCUUAACUCAUCUCCUCUCUGCUCCCCACUGA
Cryptomeria japonica (Japanese cedar) is the source of this 1260-nucleotide messenger RNA. RefSeq names its product phenolic glucoside malonyltransferase 1-like. NCBI's taxonomy places the organism in Eukaryota, Viridiplantae, Streptophyta, Pinopsida, Cupressales, Cupressaceae. The record is from RefSeq and is a predicted model, not a curated record. Bases 1 to 1260 code for a protein of 419 amino acids. The transcript is spliced from 2 exons.